Molecule: messenger RNA, 3720 nt
Organism: Aquila chrysaetos chrysaetos
Lineage: Eukaryota; Metazoa; Chordata; Aves; Accipitriformes; Accipitridae
Gene: TPH1
Product: tryptophan hydroxylase 1
Exons: 11
Coding region: 63-1487 (474 amino acids)
Biological process (GO): serotonin biosynthetic process; aromatic amino acid metabolic process
Cellular component (GO): neuron projection
Molecular function (GO): tryptophan 5-monooxygenase activity; iron ion binding
Source: RefSeq, a predicted model, not a curated record
GGGCGGCUCUCGCCCCCUCCAUAAAGCGGCCGCCGGUGCCGAGAUCGGUCCCGGUCCCGGCCAUGCACCCCGCGCCUCGCCGCGGCGGCUCGCUGGAGACGACGCCCGGCCCGCGGGAGGCCCCCGGCCAGUUAAAUAAGUCAAAUUACAUGAUGAUUGAAAAUAAUAAAGAGAAUGAACACCAUGCAUCUGAAAGAGGAAGAACAGCCAUCAUUUUUUCCUUGAAGAAUGAAGUUGGAGGACUUGUAAAAGCAUUAAAACUCUUUCAGGAGAAGCAUGUAAAUCUGGUACACAUUGAGUCACGGAAGUCCAGGAGACGAAAUUCUGAGUUUGAGAUCUUUGUGGACUGUGACAGUAACAGGGAACAACUGAAUGAGAUAUUUCAGGUCCUGAAAUCCCACGUCAAUGUUGUCUUUAUGAGCCUGACAGAGCAUUUCAAUGUCCAAGAAGAUGACAUGGAGAAUGUUCCCUGGUUUCCAAAGAAGAUCUCAGAUUUGGAUAAGUGUGCAAACCGAGUGCUGAUGUACGGGUCCGAUUUGGAUGCUGACCAUCCAGGUUUCAAAGACAAUGUCUAUCGCAAGAGGCGAAAGUAUUUUGCAGACCUGGCUAUGAACUACAAACAUGGUGACCCAAUUCCCAAGAUUGAAUUCACAGAGGAGGAGAUCAAGACUUGGGGGACUGUGUACCGAGAGCUUAACAAGCUUUACCCAACUCAUGCCUGCAGAGAGUACCUUAAAAACUUACCCUUGCUUACCAAAUACUGUGGGUACAGGGAGGACAAUAUCCCUCAGCUGGAAGAUGUGUCCCGCUUCCUGAAAGAGCGCACGGGUUUCACCAUUCGCCCUGUUGCUGGAUAUCUGUCACCCAGAGACUUCUUGGCAGGAUUAGCAUUCAGAGUUUUUCACUGCACUCAAUAUGUUAGACACAGCUCGGACCCUCUCUAUACACCAGAGCCUGAUACCUGCCACGAGCUCCUAGGCCAUGUCCCGCUUUUGGCUGAACCCAGUUUUGCUCAGUUCUCUCAGGAAAUUGGUCUUGCAUCACUUGGGGCAUCAGAUGAGGCUGUCCAAAAACUGGCAACAUGCUACUUCUUCACUGUAGAGUUUGGCUUGUGCAAGCAAGAGGGACAGCUACGAGUUUAUGGGGCUGGCUUGCUCUCUUCAAUUAGUGAGCUCAAGCACUCACUCUCUGGCAGUGCCAAAGUCAAGCCUUUUGAUCCAAAGGUCACCUGCAAGCAAGAAUGCCUCAUUACAACUUUCCAGGAGGUUUACUUUGUUUCUGAAAGUUUUGAAGAAGCAAAGGAAAAGAUGAGAGAGUUUGCAAAAACCAUCAAGCGCCCGUUUGGUGUGAAGUACAAUCCAUAUACUCAAAGCGUGCAGAUCCUGAAAGACACAAAGAGCAUUGCCAGUGUGGUGAAUGAGCUACGUCAUGAGCUGGACAUUGUCAGCGAUGCCCUCAGCAAGAUGGGGAAGCAGCUGGAAGUCUAACACCCCUGUCAGCAGUGUGGUGCACUUGGCCAGUCUUUUCUUUUCCCUACUGAUUUCUUUCUAGGCAUGUAAUGUGUUGUAUGCAGAACUCUCUCCUUUACAAAUGGAAGAGUGAAUGGCUCAUAAGGAUAAUAACUUUAUCUUGUUUCUCUGUGUGAAGUCCCCUGCAGAAUGUAUUCCUCCAUCCCCCUUGGAUAAAAAAGGCCUGGAGUUGCCUUUGAGAAGCUGGUGGGGCAGUAGAGAAAUUGCUAGACUGUGGAUCACGGCUGGGAUCAGAUGCUGCAGAAGGUGGCUUAUGAGGCAAUAAUGGAAUAAUUCACCACAGGGAAAUGUCUGUUUCUGACUCUAGUAGUCUAUGCUACUGAUUUUAUAGCAUUGCACACUUCAUAGCAUAGAAGCUAUAGUAAUCAGUGCUUCUAAGUCUGUGCUACCAAGUUUAAAAAUUGAAUGAUUACAACACAGGCAUCAGGACACAAAUAGCUGGAGGUUCACCAUGAUGAAAUUGAGGGGUCAAAUCUUGCUUUCAAAGGGAUCAUUCUUGCCCCCAAAGAUUGCAAAUGUGCUCUUUGGCGUGCUUCUAGUAUAAUGCAGAGAUACAGGGCUGUUGCAUGAAAUCCUAAUUCUGUUUAUUUUAAGAGAUUUGCUGUCAGAUCAGAGGCAGGGUUUUUGUUGCUGUCCUUGAUAUUGCACCUGAGGGAAGACCUUUCCUUACAGAAAUACCAUUUGCCUUUUUCCUGAUUGAAUUAAUUUAGCAAAAAAUAUAGCAAGCCAUCAGGUACUGACUUAGCACAAAGCCUAAACCAUUUCCAAAUUACAAUUUAAUAUUCAAAAGAGCUUCAUCAGUUCUAAAAUAACACCAAAGUUUAAAAUAACAGCCAAAGUUUGUAGUCUAGUCCACUUUUUGUAAGAAUAAGUAUUCUAUUGAUUGCUCAGUCCCUUUACUGACCUGCAUAAGCUGCACAAAGAUACAUUUUGUUUCUUCUUUUCUAGGCCUGAACACCUUCAUUCCGUAUCAAGCAAAUUAUAAUUGAAAGGCCCAAGCAUUUCAUAGGGAUUCUGUGGCUAUGAAUGCAACAAACUACCCUGUAGUGCAAAGUAUAUCUAAUUCCAAGGAGCACUUUACAAGUGUUUGGAAGCAGUGUCCUGCUGAAUUGUCUGUAUUGCAUAGUAGCAAACUUCACCGUUUCCAGGGCUCCAUAGUUUCAAGCAUCCUGCAUAGCUGUACAAAGCUGUGCUGGCUGCUUUUUCUGCCAACCCUGCUAAUGAAAUGAAUAUGUGUACAGGAUAUGAUACGUUUGAAUGGAAGAUCUGUGAUGUGCAGAGUGUAUUUAAUAGCACCCUAGGCACUGAUUCUUCAUAGGCAGAGCUUGUUAGGAAAUUCAGAAUUUGCAGCUGUGAAGGUUGCUGGAAAAAUGGUCUGAAAUCUUAAAUACACUGGAGAUGCUAGUCCAGGAUUUUGAGAACUUGAAAGGACUUCCAUGAACCUCUCUGCUUGAAAAUCAGUUUGAAUUUCAUAUACUUUAUAGCAGGCCACAUCUGCUCCAUAAGCAAUCACUGGCCCAAUCUUUCCAAGUAUGUUCGCUGUUUAAAUCAAGCCUAGAUAAUUUUUUCUGUGACUAUAACCCACUAUAACUUUUUUUCCUUAAAGAACAUUUAAGACCUAGAAAUAUGUUCUACAACAUUUAUGGCUUACAUUACACUUUAUAAUAGAUUUUUAGGAGCUUGGUCUUUCUAAAGAAGAAACCUUCUUAUGAGUGAGUAGUAACGGAGGAUCUAUUUUGUAGUCUUCUGUGUUAACAGUUAAUAUUCAGCUGCAUUUUUAAAAAUGUUGGUGUUAUGUUGUUGAAAUAUAGAUAGAUGUGUUACUUCAACUCUUUCUUUGAACUAUGUAUACAUUUCAAGUAGGAAACUUUAUACUUGAUAAAUCAGCACCUAAUUUUGAAUAUUUUGGAAAAACAGCAAUUGUAUUUUUAUUUGCACUUGUGUAGCAAAAAAUUAAGUAAACUGCUAAAAGUAAUACAGAGCAGAUGCAUUUCCACGGCGUUAGCAACACGUAUGUUUGGCUUCACACAUCCAAACCUUCUGGCUAUGUAGAACAGUAAUAAUUUAAAUAUUUUAAACUAUCGUGGAGGCUUUAAAUGUCAAUGAAAUAAAUGACUUGUUGGUAAUUAUUAGAAGCAAAAACCCCUUUACUUCAGCACUGUAGCAAUAAACACGAAGCACUCACUUCUGA